GCUCCAUGCAUUUCAGGGGAUUUGGCUGUGAUUGGGGAACAUGACCGUGUCAGCUGGGACGAGGCAGCGUAGCAUAGCGCCACACAGCUAGCACUGGACAGAACACGAGCAGGGAUGGAAAAAAGGAAAGGAAAGAAGCAGGAAAGGCUGCCCCGCUCCUUGCGCCUGCCUAGCGCGUAGCGCCCUAGCCUAACCUCCCCCUUUUCCCUUGUUUGCCCCUCCAUCCAUCUUCUUUCCCAACUUUUGUACCCACCCUUGCCUCCACCUCCCGCUGCAAAAGUUGAAGCGAGGAGCCCUGCACUGCACUUGGGUCCUACAAAGGUCCCGUCCCUGAGCUUCCUUUACUUGCUUGCUUGCAAAGUUGCAACCCAGUCCCAGCCCUGCAAGAAACUCCUAGUCCUAGGCUGCUGAGGGAGCAAGCAAAGCAACGGAAACGAAAGGCAGCACCCCACCGAAGGCGAAGAGGUGCCUCAGCCGAUCCGUCCUCUCCCUCCUCUUGCUAGCUGCUGCUUCGUCGCCGACGACGAGAGUGGUAGCUGCUGCUUCUCCUUCGGCCUUCCUUUUCUAUCCCCCUUCCCUGUCUGAAUCUUUUGCGACGCCCACGUCCAUCCAUUCCAUCCGCUUGCUGUCUCUCCGAGUUCCUUCUCCCUCCGCCCUACCAUGCAUCCCCGACCAGGCAUCACGCACGCACACCGUAUAUAUGUUUACUGCCAUCGCUAGGUACAACAAAGGAGUCGAGUGAGCAGUGGACAGCAGCUCGCCUCCCGGCAAUUAUUGUCAGUAAAUUGUCCCCCACCUCCGCCAUCGUCCUCUUCCUGUGCUGUCUCCAACCACCACUUACCCUGCUGCCUUCUCUUCCUCUUCCUUCGCCGCCCGCCUUUUCUCGGACCCCACCCGCGGGGUUGCUCCUUGCUUCCUGUAUCCAUCCAUCCAUCCGUGUCCUCCACUCCUCCGCCCGUUAUAAAGCUCAAGCCACCGCUCGCUGCAGCCGCCCGGCCGCGCCUGGCCUAGCAGCUCUGCUCACUGUGUGAGCAUCCACGUUGCCUCCCCACAACCCCCCUAGCGUCUGCUGUUCUUGGAUUCUUAAUUGCAUGCUGCCGCUGUGAUCUCUCUGUCUCCCGUCCUCCAAACCGUUUGCUUGCAAUCAACCUCGCUUUUUUUUUUUGGGGGGGGGGGGGGGGGGGGGGGGGGGGGGUACGGUCUCUGCUUGCUUGUGUACUCUCCGCCUCUUUCCGGCCCGUCCGCUCUGGGCACGCAGCUGGUGUCUGUCUCCGACGGCCUGCUUCUGCGCACGCAGCAGCGGAGCGGAAACGCGCUCCCAAAAUCCACCGUUUGGAGCAGGCAGCCGACAGCCGUCACCAGCGCCGACGACUGCAAGCGAGGUGCCUUCCUGCCUGACUUGAGCCCCGCCCCGACCCCGACUCCGACGAGAGGGCUGCUCUGCCUCUGCUACGCCCAGCAAGGAUCCCGAGAACAAGCAAGCAGCAACGCACACGCGCGUGCCAUUGCGACGGGCUGUAAGCCUGUAGCCAUGGACUGGGACGCCAAGAUGCUCCCUGCCUGGGACCUGGGCACGGUGGUCGUGCCCAUCGGCGGCGGCGGCGGCGCGCUGGACCUGAAGCUGGGCGCGCCGACGAGCUCGAGGGCGGCGGUGGCCACGGCCGCGCCCACGCUGCCGUCGGCGAACCCUCCGCCGCCGCCGCCGCCGCCGUCGUCGUCCGCGCCGCCGAAGCGGCCGCGCCCGGGCCACGCGCAGCAGGCGGCGCCGGCGUGCUCCGUGCAGGGCUGCGACGCCGACCUGUCCCAGUGCCGCGACUACCACCGCCGCCACAAGGUCUGCGUGGCGCACUCCAAGGCGCCCUUCGUCACCGUCGCCGGCCAGCAGCAGCGCUUCUGCCAGCAGUGCAGCAGGAGGAGUGACAAGGUUCACAUCGUACCCACACCGCUUCACCACAUCCAUCGCAAAGCCCGAAUGGGGGGCGGUCGUCAAGACGGAGACCGACGCGUUCCAAGACCAGUACUACCCUGCCGUCCACCUCAACGGCGCCGGCGCCGGCGCCCUCUUCCACGACAAGGACCGGAAGCACCUCCCAUUCCUGACCAACCACAACAAUGGAUGCCAGCCAUUCACCGUCACCACGACGGCUUCCUCAGAGAGCAGCAGCAAGCACAGCAACGGCAACUGUGCUCUCUCUCUUCUGUCAGACAACCCGACACCAGCACAGGCACAGACGGCCACGAUCCCUACCGCGCAGCCCCUCGUCGCCACGGCAUCGCAGUACGGCAGGCUCCCUGGCGGCGACGACGACGACGUCUCCCUCGCCGGGAUGUCGUACAUGAGGGUGGGAGACAGCCGGCAGGCUUCCAAUCUGACAACGUCCUCACCCGGUCCUGCCACUGCAGCUGCAACACAGCAGCACCUGCAGUACCACCAUGGCUACUACUACCAUGUGAGCGGUGGCGAGCAGGGCAACAACAGCCCAGAUGGCGCCGCCAUUCAGGCCCUCCCCUUCUCGUCGUGGUAGACGCGCGACUUUCUGAUGAAGAUCAUGUGCUAGGAUAGGCAGGCAGUCGCUCUUGUUGUUCACCAAACACAUGGGUUGUAACACUAGGCUCGGUCAUACUGAAAAACCAUGACAAAAAAUGUCCAUUUUUCAGCUUGUUCUGAUAGGUCUAAUCUAUGGAAAAUUCUUCCCUAAGUUACUAUGUGAUUCAGAAUCGUGUAAAAAUGCCCACUUUCAGUUGCCCA
Messenger RNA from Zea mays, 2749 nucleotides. It is a transcript of the gene sbp18, whose product is annotated as SBP-transcription factor 18. Gene Ontology annotation, cellular component: nucleus. Gene Ontology annotation, molecular function: DNA binding. The record is from RefSeq and is a predicted model, not a curated record. The coding region runs from base 1532 to 2563 and encodes 343 amino acids. Lineage: Eukaryota; Viridiplantae; Streptophyta; Magnoliopsida; Poales; Poaceae. The transcript has 2 exons.